GGUGCGAAAUUGGAUCCAAAUUUGUUUCAGGUGAAUCCGUCACUUUAUCCUCAGUUAACCGUUUUGCUGCUGGGAAUUGGUCUUUUCUUCAUGGCGUGGUUCUUCGUCUAUGAGGUCACAUCGACCAAGUACACUCGUAUGUUACUGAAAGAACUUCUGAUUGCCUCAGUGGCGGCAUUAUUCCUUGGGUUUGGAGCGGUUUUCUUGAUGCUUUGGGUGGGAAUUUACGUUUGA
Anisakis simplex (herring worm) is the source of this 234-nucleotide messenger RNA. Lineage: Eukaryota; Metazoa; Nematoda; Chromadorea; Rhabditida; Anisakidae. The record is from the annotation of a GenBank genome assembly.